Messenger RNA from Austrofundulus limnaeus, 1527 nucleotides. RefSeq names its product probable G-protein coupled receptor 158. Lineage: Eukaryota; Metazoa; Chordata; Actinopteri; Cyprinodontiformes; Rivulidae. The record is from RefSeq and is a predicted model, not a curated record. Gene Ontology annotation, biological process: G protein-coupled receptor signaling pathway. Gene Ontology annotation, cellular component: membrane. Gene Ontology annotation, molecular function: G protein-coupled receptor activity.
UCCCCCUUCCUUCCUCUUCAUCCUCUUCCUCACAGAGUGAUAAAUAGACCGCGCAGCUUGAAAGGUGGCUGAAAGUCGCGCUUGUCUCCAGGAAAUGCCUGUAACAUCCAGGUUCCAGGCGGUCCUGCCGGCGGUCAGGACGUUUAUCUGGGGAUGAUUCCCUCCGUGUCCCCUCUGCGUCUGUGAAUCGGAGCCAUGGUUCUAAUGAUCCUCCCCUUCCUUCUGCACACAGGACUGGUUCUGGGCUCAAACUACGGCUAUGUGGAAUGGUCGGACAAUGACCGAGACGAGAAGCACCCCCCGGUCCUCAGCACCCAGAAGCAGCCCACCUUGCACGCGCCGGCAGCGGCCACGGAGCGCACCGUGGUGGCGCACAAGAUCGAAGAGGACCUGCCGCGGGUGGUGACGGCUUUCCUGCACACGGGGGACUCCUCCGCCCUGAGGCAGGCCAACUGCUCCCGGAGGUGCGAGCUGAGCAACCUGCGGGGGGGCCUCCACGUGGCCUCUCACUACUCCCUGCACAGCAUCCUGGACACGGUGGCGCACGCCACCAACUUCCUGAACAUGAUCCUGCAGACCAACAACAGGUCCCGGGAGCAGACCCUCCCCAGGGACAUCCACUGGUACCACGCGCUGGUCCAGAGCAUCCUGGAGGGGGACCCGAAAAUCCACAGAGCCGUGGUGACCCUGCACCCGGACUCUCCGGCUCCGGAGCCCCUCGUUUUCCUCCAGGCGACCAGGACCGAGAAGGAGGUGGUGCUGCAGGACCUGUCCGGCUCCGCGCACCGCCAGCUGAAGAACCGGAGCCCCGAGUCCGACUGGUUUAACGAGUUCAGGGACGUGAAGAGGUCGCACGCGCACAGGAGAGGCUCCAGCGGCUGGGGGUCCUACAGCGAAGGCUACCUGUUGAACAAAAACCACAUCAAGUGGUCGGCGCCGUACCUGGAGUGUGAACACGGGACGUUUGUGCCUUACUGGCUGCUGACACUGUCUGCGGGCUUUUAUGAACUGAAGGGGGGCUCUGCUCCAGAGUUCAGGGGUGUCGUUCGGGUGGACGUGAACCUACAGGACGUGGACAUCGACCAGUGCUCCAACAAUGGCUGGUUUGCUGGGACUCAUCGCUGUAAUCUCACCAGCAUGGAGUGCACCCCAAUCGGAGGUCACGGGUUUGUCCUGGACAAGUACAAGUGUCAGUGUCGUAGAGGGUUUUAUCAUCCAAGCCGAGUGGUGGUCAAUGGAUUUAAAAGUAAGAAGCAGGGCUCCAGCAGAGAUGACAUCUCAGACAUGUCCAACGAGUGCCUGCCGUGUCGGGAGGGCUGCCCCUCCUGCCAGGACGAUACCCCCUGCCUGGUGCAGGAGGAUGGGGCUCUGCGGCUCGCCGUCACCUCCUUCCAGGGUCUCUGCAUCAUGUUGGACCUGGCCAGCAUGUUUACAGUUUACCACUUCAGGAAAAACAAGAGCAUUCGCACAUCUGGUCUCAUUCUGCUGGAAACCAUCCUGAUUGGGGCGCUGCUGCUUUACUUCCAG